AUGGACUUGCACAUUAAAUCAGACCCUCAACAGGAGGCCCACGAGUCAGCACCCUCAACCAAGUCUUUCCAACACAGUCCCGAAGCCACGGGCACAGAACUUGAACGAGCUCUCCAUGGCCGCCAUCUCCAGUUCAUCGCCAUAGGCGCUGCCGUCGGCACCGGUCUUUUCAUCGGAACAGGAAACGCCCUGGCGACGGCUGGUCCUGUAUCGCUUCUCAUUGCCUUUAUCUUUGUUGGAACGCUCUUGUUCUCAGUUAUGACAGCGCUUGGCGAAAUGGCAGCAUAUAUCCCUGUCGCGGGCGCCUUUACUACAUACGCGACGCGCUUCCUCGACCCCACGUUUGGCUUCGCUAUGGGCUGGAUUUACUGGUUCAGCUGGUCAAUCACUUUUGCUCUUGAAUUAACAGCGGCUGGCUUGAUCAUCCAAUAUUGGGAGAAGGACCUUAGUAUCGGAAUUUGGAUUACUGUGUUUUGGUUUCUCUUCACAGCAGCCAAUUUCAUGCCUGUCCGCUGGUUUGGAGAAUUCGAGAUGUGGUUCUCGAGCAUCAAAGUCAUCACGAUCAUCGGUUUUAUCAUAUUUUCGAUAUGUGUCAACGCAGGUGUCGGAGACCAAGGAUAUAUCGGGUUCAAAUACUGGAAAGACCCUGGUGCGUUCAAUGAGCACAUCGUCGAGGGCGACAUUGGACGAUUUGUUGGAUUCUGGUCUGUUUUGAUCACCGCAGGCUUCAGCUAUCAGGGGUCUGAGUUGGUGGCUAUCGGAGCAGGCGAAACGAAAGAUCCCCGGAAGACUAUUCCCUCGGCAAUGCGCUGGACCUUUUGGGGAGUAUUUUCAAUAUUUAUCGCCACAGUCUUCUUCCUUGGUCUGAAUAUUCCCUCAACCGAGAAAGGCCUCCUCAGUGGAUCGCAUGACGCCUCAGCAUCCCCUCUUGUCAUCGUCACCCAGCUGGCCGGAGUACCAAUUCUUCCAUCAAUUCUCAACGCAGUGCUAUUGACUGCUGUUUUGACUGCAGCCAACUCGGAUGUGUAUUCCAGCAGCCGAAUCCUCAUCUCGCUUGCCGACUCGGGCCAUGCACCUAAGUUUUUGAAGAAAACAAAUCGGUUUGGAACGCCAUACAAUGCUGUCGGUGUCUGUGCAGCUGUUGGGUUCUUGUCAUUCCUCAACCUGUCAAACAAUGGCACUGUUGUGUUCAACUGGUUCCUGAGCAUUACCUCUGUUGCAGGGUUUAUUGCCUGGGCUAUCAUUUCCCUCUGUCAUAUCCGGUUUAUGAAGGCUCUUUCGCUUCAAGGCAUACCUCGUACUGGCCUACCCUAUGUCGCUCCUUUGCAGCCAUAUCUAUCUUGGUAUGGCUUGUUCUUCAGUACUUUGAUCAUAAUCACUAGCGGGUUUGAGGUAUUCAUUGAAUGGGAUACCAGCAAGUUCUUCACCAACUAUAUUAGCUUGAUUUUAUUCCUCGUUAUGGUUAUUGGUCACAAGUUGAUUUUCAGAACCAAGACGGUGCCGUUAAGCGAGAUGGAUCUCAUUACUGGAAGCGAACUAUAA
Molecule: messenger RNA, 1542 nt
Organism: Fusarium pseudograminearum CS3096
Lineage: Eukaryota; Fungi; Ascomycota; Sordariomycetes; Hypocreales; Nectriaceae
Gene: LYP1
Product: LYP1
Exons: 1
Coding region: 1-1542 (513 amino acids)
Biological process (GO): amino acid transmembrane transport
Cellular component (GO): membrane
Molecular function (GO): amino acid transmembrane transporter activity
Source: RefSeq, a predicted model, not a curated record